AUGACGAGGUACAGGUUGGUCAUUUUGUCUGCUGGGUUCACUGGUUUGCUCAGUUUCGGCUUCCUCGCCGUGGCUUUCGAAACCGACUACUGGUACAUCAUCGAUGUGGCUAAACCCAACGACACGGGCGCGGAUGACCUGAGCUCCCACUCCGGACUGUGGCGCAUAUAUGAAGGGGAAAACAGCACUUCUCUCAUCCCCUCAUUCGCGGCGGAUUCCUCCAACUUUUCAGAGGUACAAAGGCACCUUCUCGGUUUACACAGGGUGGUGAUCAUCUUGCUGCCCCUCAGCCUGGUGUUGCUGGUGUUUGGCUGGAUCUUUGGUCUCGUCAGCUCUUUAGCCCGCAGUCCAAACUUGCUGGCUGGCUCAGCAUCUUACUUUCUUUUCUGCAGCCUGUUCACUCUCUCUGGGGUGAGCAUCUACAUCAAUUAUUCCCAGCAUGCCAUGGAGGAGUUCCAGCGGGUGGUGUCCCCAGAAGACCUGGCCUACGUGGAUGUUUCAUUUGGCUGGUCCUUGGCCAUGGCCUGGCUCUCCUACAGCCUGGAGGUGGUCACCGGCCUGCUCUUGUUGCUAGCUGCCUGGAUCAUCCAGCAGAAGAGAAAACAGGACUCCGGGGUAACCAUGGCUGUUGUUUAG
Molecule: messenger RNA, 636 nt
Organism: Lampris incognitus (smalleye Pacific opah)
Lineage: Eukaryota; Metazoa; Chordata; Actinopteri; Lampriformes; Lampridae
Product: transmembrane protein 235
Exons: 4
Coding region: 1-636 (211 amino acids)
Cellular component (GO): apical plasma membrane
Source: RefSeq, a predicted model, not a curated record